AUGAGUGUUGCUUUUUAUUUCUUUCAUGAAACUUCAUGUUCUCUGGUACAGAAAUACAACUACUUUUUGUUUUCUUUUGUUUCAGAUUUGGAUUUACAGUGUGAGAUAAUUAGCUACAUAGAAAUACCCUCUUGUGAAGCAGAUAUAUCUUCUACACAUCAGAGCAUAUAUAAGAGAGAGAAACUCUAUGAAUGUAAGAAAUGUCAGAAGAAAUUUAGCAGUGGCUAUCAACUUAUUCUCCAUCACAAGUUUCAUAUCAUUGAGAGACCCUAUGAAUGCAAAGAAUGUGGGAAGAAUUUUCGCAGUGGCUAUCAACUUACUCUACAUCAAAGAUUUCAUACUGGUGAGAAACCCUAUGAAUGUACAGAAUGUAAGAAGAACUUUAAAAGCGGUUAUCAAUUAACUAUACAUCAGAGAUCCCAUACUGGUGAGAAAACCUAUGAAUGCAGAGAAUGUAGAAAGGCCUUUAUUUAUGCCUCGCACAUUGUUCAACAUGAGAGAAUUCAUACGGGUGGGAAGCCUUAUGAAUGUCAGGAAUGUGGGAAGGCCUUUAGUCAAGGUGGACACCUUAGAAUUCAUCAAAGAAUCCAUACUGGUGAAAAACCCUAUAAAUGUAAGGAAUGUGGGAAGGCUUUUAGUAGGCGUUCAAAUCUUGUUGAACAUGGGCAAAUUCAUUCUGAUGAGAAACCAUAUGUAUGUGAGAAAUGUGGAAAGGCCUUUAGAAGAAGUCAUCAGCUUACUGUACAUCACAGUGUUCACACUGGUAAAAAGCCAUAUGAAUGUAAAGAAUGUGGAAAGGGCUAUACUACUGCCUCAUACCUUCUUCUACAUCAAAGAAUUCAUAAAAGUGGGAAACCAUAUGAAUGUAAAGAGUGUAAAAAAACCUUUACUUUGUAUAGAAAUCUUACACGACAUCAGAAUAUUCAUACUGGUGAGAAACUUUUUGAAUGCAGGCAAUGUGGGAAGGCUUAUACUACUAGUUCAAAACUUUUUCAACACCAGAAAACUCAUACUGGUGAGAAACCCUAUGAAUGUAAGGAUUGUGGAAAGGCCUUUAGCUUAUAUGAGUACCUUAAACAACACCAGAAAAUUCAUACUGGUAUGAAACGCUUUGAAUGUAAGGAGUGUAAAAAAACCUUUACUUUGUAUAGAAAUCUUACUCGACAUCAGAGUAUUCAUACGGGUAAGAAACUUUUUGAAUGUCAGGAAUGUGGGAAGGCCUAUAGUACUGGCUCAAACCUUGUUCAACAUCAGAAAACUCACACUGGUGAGAAACCCUAUGAAUGUAAGGAAUGUGGAAAGACUUUUAGCUUGCAUGGAUAUCUUAAUCAACAUCAGAAAAUCCAUACUGGUGUGAAACCCUAUGAAUGUAAGGUAUGUAGAAAAACCUUUACUUUCUAUAGAAAUCUUACUCUACAUCAGAGUAUUCAUACUGAUGAGAAACCUUUUGAAUGUAAGGAAUGUGGAAAGACCUUUAGACGUAGUUCACACCUUACUGCACAUCAGAGUAUUCAUGCUGAUAAAAAACCCUAUGAAUGUAAAGAAUGCGGAAAGGCCUUUAAAAUGUAUGGAUACCUCACACAACAUCAGAAAAUUCAUACUGGUGGAAAACCUUAUAUAUGUAAGGAAUGUGGGAAAGCCUUUAGUCGUGCUUCAAACCUUGUUCAACACGAAAGAAUUCAUACUGGUGAGAAACCCUAUGUAUGUAAGCAGUGUGGGAAAACCUUCAGAUAUGGCUCAGCCCUUAAAGCCCAUCAGAAAAUUCAUAAGAGUGUAAAAGUCUAAGAACUUAAGUACUAUGAGAAUGCCUUUAGAUAUGCCCAAACUUUUUCAACAUCAGACAACAUUCAUACCGGUGGGAAAUGAUUGAAUGUUAGUCUUAUAGGCAUGUCUUUAGCAAAUAAGAGAAUUCAUAAUGCAGUUCUUGCCACACUAGAAAGCAUUCAAUGUCAGUCCCGUUUUAAUGGAACAUUUGACUACCCAAUGGCAAAUUAA
Carlito syrichta (Philippine tarsier) is the source of this 1995-nucleotide messenger RNA. Its product is annotated as zinc finger protein 573. Lineage: Eukaryota; Metazoa; Chordata; Mammalia; Primates; Tarsiidae. The coding region runs from base 1 to 1785 and encodes 594 amino acids. The record is from RefSeq and is a predicted model, not a curated record. Gene Ontology annotation, biological process: negative regulation of transcription by RNA polymerase II. The transcript has a single exon. Gene Ontology annotation, molecular function: DNA-binding transcription repressor activity, RNA polymerase II-specific.